Molecule: messenger RNA, 3492 nt
Organism: Fonsecaea multimorphosa CBS 102226
Lineage: Eukaryota; Fungi; Ascomycota; Eurotiomycetes; Chaetothyriales; Herpotrichiellaceae
Product: protein kinase C-like protein
Exons: 4
Coding region: 1-3492 (1163 amino acids)
Biological process (GO): protein phosphorylation; signal transduction; fungal-type cell wall biogenesis
Molecular function (GO): diacylglycerol-dependent serine/threonine kinase activity; ATP binding
Source: RefSeq, a predicted model, not a curated record
AUGGCGGACCCCGACCAGGCCAUCGCAGAGGUCUAUCGCAAGAUCGAGCGAGAAAAGGCUCUUAUCAAUGCCGCCACUCACAUGCGACAGUCCACCAACAACGCCGCGGUCCAGGCACGUGUCGACAGCAACAUCCGUGACAGCAGACGAAAUAUUUCAUACUUGGAAGAAAAAUUGGCAGAAUUGCAGCUAAGACAGCGAGGUCAUAAUGAGGGUGUCGCCCCCCCUCCGCCCGCCCAUGGCGGGUCCGGGUAUCAGACUCCCUCAGAUCCCCGUAUGCAGCAGUCACGAUUCCAGCAAGGCGGAGGACCGACUCCUCCUCCCAAGGACGAGCGAGGUUAUUUUUCCAACGAGAGAGGCGACUACGGUGAUCCUGGUCCAGGAGGAUAUAGCCAGGGCGGCACCGGCAUGAUGCCUCCACGGGCUCCCUAUGGCGAUCCUCGUCCUUAUAGCGCUCCGGUCCCCAAAGCUCGCCCGAACUUCUCGAAACUAGACCUGAUCAAAUACGACACCCCAUAUCUCGGUCCCAAGAUCCAACUCAUGCUCUCACAACUCGAGUUCAAACUGUCAGUCGAGAAGCAGUACAAGGCAGGCAUCGAGAAAAUGGUGCGCUUGUAUCAAGACGAGGGCGACAGAAAGAGCAGACUGGAUGCCGAGGGCCGGCGCAUCGAGAGUAAUCAGAAGGUCCAGUUGUUGAAGCAGGCCUUGAAAAGAUACAUGGACUUGCACGUCGACAUUGAAACAUCUGAUGCUGCUGACGAUGACAGUCUCAAUGCCCCUAACAUGCGAAAACCCCUGACCGGUCACCUCGAAAUGCGUAUUCAUGCCAUUAAGGAUGUCGACCACGCGGCCUCGUCACGCUUUUCAAGGGGGCCUGAAACGUUCGUCAUCAUGAAGGUGGAGGACAACAUAAGGGCCAAGACCCGGGCGACUCGCACAGAUAAAUGGACAGAGGAAACUCAUCACGUCGACAUUGACAAGGCCAACGAGAUCGAGCUGACGGUCUAUGACAAAGCGGGUGACCGGCCAACCCCGAUCGGGUUUCUAUGGAUCCGUAUCUCGGAUAUCGCGGAAGAAAUGCGCCGGAAGAAGAUUGAAUCGGAAUUUCAGCAGAAUGGCUGGGUAUCAGCAGAUAAGAUGGCAAAUGGAGGCAGCCCGGGCAAACCAGGUCCUGAUGUUCAACCCGCACCAUUUAUGCCCCCGGGAGACGCCGCUGGCGCCGGCUCUGCCGCCGGAUUCACCCAAAAUCCUCAGCAACAGUUCCAACCUGUGAUGAUCGAUUCAUGGUUUUCUCUGGAACCGGCAGGCAGGAUCCAUCUCUCAAUGAGCUUCCAGAAGCAGACGGGCGGCAAACGGCCAUUCGAUAUCGGCCUCAAUCGUCAAGGCGCAGUGCGCCAGAAGAAGGAAGAGGUGCACGAAAAGCAGGGCCACAAGUUCGUCAAGCAACAGUUUUACAACGUCAUGCGCUGUGCGCUCUGUGGAGAUUUCCUGAAGUACUCGGCGGGCAUGCAGUGUGCGGAUUGCAAAUACACCUGUCACACCAAAUGCUAUCCCAAAGUCGUGACCAAAUGCAUUAGCAAGGCAAACUACGAGACGGACCCCGACGAAGAGAAGAUCAACCACCGCAUUCCCCAUCGUUUCGACAACUUCUCGAAUAUCGGUGCCAAUUGGUGUUGCCACUGUGGUUAUCUGUUGCCUCUGGGAAGGCGCAACGCGAAAAAGUGUUCGGAGUGUGGCCUGACUUGUCAUGCCCAGUGCCAGCACUUGGUUCCGGACUUUUGUGGCAUGUCCAUGAUCGUCGCCAAUGAAAUUUUGGAGACCAUCCAGAGGACAAAACACCACAAUAAAUCCUCCUCCGUGAGCUCUGGAAUGAGCAAUCGAACCCUGAGACCCAACUCAGCAGCCAGACCGGGUCCCACAUCUCCUACGCAGAGCUUUAUUUCCGACAGCACUCCCCUGACGCCACAGAUAUCGAACCAAUCGUACGAUCAGCAUCAAGAACAACCGAAGCCCUCUGCUGCCGCUAUAAACGCUGCACAAAACAUGAUGUACGGCCAACCCCAAGCGACUCAGUCACAACCCGCACCACAACAGCAACAGCAAAGACCACUGCAACAAAAGGCCGUGUCCGCAGCGGCGGUGCAGGCUGCUGCCGCCGCCACCACCCGGCCGCCAUCUCAACAAUACAACCAGACGUUUAAUGAGUACAGUCCUCAAAAAAUGCCCGCAGAUCGAUACGCCAAUGCUCGACCCCCCGCUCCGGAACAACCACAUGCAUCAUACGACCCUCGCGCCUAUCAAGGAUAUGACCGUCAACCGGUGCAGCAGCAAAUACCUCAACAUCAACCGCCCCAGCAAGCCAUGAUCCAAUCUCAAAGACCUCAACCUCCAGCGACAGCAGCAGCAACAAGCUACUCGCCCGCCCCCAUUAAACCAGCGCCGUCGUCACAACAACAGGUAGCCACACCUCCAUCUGGGCGCGGAUCGGGACCGAGAAUCGGCCUCGAUCACUUCAAUUUCCUCGCGGUACUAGGGAAGGGCAACUUUGGCAAGGUCAUGCUUGCAGAGGCUAAGAGCUCGAAGAAGCUGUACGCCAUCAAGGUCUUGAAGAAGGAGUUCAUUAUUGAGAACGACGAAGUCGAGUCGACAAAAUCGGAGAAGCGCGUCUUCCUGAUUGCCAACAAAGAGAGGCACCCUUUCUUGCUCAAUUUGCACGCUUGCUUCCAGACAGAGACUCGAGUGUAUUUUGUGAUGGAGUAUAUCUCGGGCGGUGAUCUAAUGUUGCACAUUCAGCGCGGACAAUUUGGCCUUAAGCGUGCUCAGUUCUACGCUGCCGAAGUAUGCUUGGCUCUCAAAUACUUCCACGAAAACGGCGUCAUCUACCGAGAUCUGAAGUUGGACAACAUCCUGCUCACCCUGGACGGACACAUCAAGAUAGCUGAUUAUGGUCUUUGCAAGGAGGACAUGUGGUUCGGAUCGACGACUUCCACAUUCUGCGGUACCCCGGAAUUCAUGGCCCCCGAGAUCCUUUUGGACAAGAAAUACGGCCGUGCGGUUGAUUGGUGGGCUUUUGGCGUCCUCAUCUACCAGAUGCUGCUGCAGCAAUCUCCGUUCCGUGGCGAGGACGAGGACGAAAUCUACGACGCGAUCCUUGCAGACGAGCCGCUAUACCCCAUCCACAUGCCACGCGACAGCGUUUCGAUCCUGCAGAAACUGUUGACAAGAGAGCCAGAACUGCGACUGGGGAGCGGGCCGGGAGAUGCGCAAGAAAUCAUGAGCCACGCUUUCUUCAAGGGUAUCAACUGGGACGACAUCUAUCAUAAGCGGGUCCCGACGCCGUUCAAGCCGACCAUCAAGAACGAAAAGGAUACGAGCAACUUCGACCAGGAGUUUACGAGUGUGACGCCGGUGCUCACACCAGUGCAGAGUGUGCUUUCGCCUGCCCACCAGGAGGAAUUCCGUGGAUUCUCGUAUACGGCCGAUUUCAUCUAG